Molecule: messenger RNA, 1762 nt
Organism: Chiloscyllium plagiosum (whitespotted bambooshark)
Lineage: Eukaryota; Metazoa; Chordata; Chondrichthyes; Orectolobiformes; Hemiscylliidae
Source: RefSeq, a predicted model, not a curated record
CUUCCUGCUCCUCGGAUGCUGCCUGACCUGCUGUGCUUUCCCAGCACCAUUCUAAUCUAGAACAAAAUCAGAAUGUUUGGGCAAUGAUUUGCACUAGUGCUUAUGUUCACCCUACCCGUCCUUGCUAUUUCUCUUUGAUCACUAUUUGGGAUAGUUUUAGUUUCUGGCAAGGGGAAAUUGCUGUUUUCCGUUUUAGGCAUUCACUGUUGCCAUCUGGUUCAAGCUGGGUGAGGUACCAUUGCUAUAUCUGUUACCUAAAUGAGGAGAAUAUAGCAAUGCUUCACACAACCUUGGAGUGUAAGAAAGAUGUGCUUCUGUACCCAGCCCUGAGAUCUUGCCAGUACAGGUGGAUAUAAUAUGGGUUUAUACCUGGAAGCCUGUUGCCUGAAUAAUGCAGGGCAGCAUUUGUAAAACCAAGUAGAAUGUGUUGUGGAUUAAAUCCUUUUCACCAACAUCUCUCUUGAUCUUGGGAUGAGACUUGUAAAAAUAUUAAUUAUAUUAACCAUUGAAGUUAAACAGCUGGAAUCUGCAUAGCUUUUUUGCAGUACAUUUUACAGAUGAAUAUUUGGUUGCUUACUCAUCUCUAUAUUGCAAUAAUUAUCAUUGAAAUAUUUAAACUUUAAGAAAAAAAAGUGUUGAUUUUUCCUGAAUCAAAACCAGCCACAGGCAGAGCAGAAUUCUAUCGAUGGACUUCCAGUAUUUGCAGUCGACCACUAUGAGAGUCAUGGUACCUACAUUGCUGAAGAGAUGGAACCUGGGCCAAGUGGAGUAAAUUUUCCUUUCCGUUCUGGUGACAUGACAAAUGGACAAACCUUGACUUUCAUUGGUGACCAGAUAUCCAAACCAGAAACUCAGAACAUUCACACAGGUGCUACUCCACCCUGGCUUAUUGAUGAUGAUGAUCUGGACACAGCGCCAAAACCAAUAGGGCCAUCUUAUGAAGAGUUUAUCCAACAGAAGGAGAAAGAAAAACUGAAGAAACUUCCUCCAAAUAGAGUCGGUGCAAACUUCAACCACACAUCAGAAACAGACGACUCCUGGUUACCUUCGUUUGGCCGGGUGUGGAAUGAUGGCAGGAGGUGGCAAUCCAGGCAUCAAUUCAGAUUAGAGGAAGGCAAAAAAAGAAAACGAGACAAGAGAUGACAGUUCAACAAAAUGGGUUGGGGCAAGAGGAAAGUGGUUAAGACUUGUGCUUUAAAGAUAUGUUAAUGUUACACACUUGCUGCUGUAUGCAUUGUAUAAGCUGUUUAAAAACCUUUGUUAAGUUGCAAUUUAACCUCUUUUGGACACUUGCUCUCACUUUAAACCCAUGACCUCUACUAAUCUGGAAGGACAAGGCCACCAACCAGAAUAUUCACCCCCUUCACUGAAUAUAAUGCAUUUCAGUAACUGACCAAGGCUCCUCCAAGUCCUUUGUAGACCAUGACCUCUCUCACAUGGGCACACUAAUCUUUAAGACAUAGAACUCUCCCUUUAACAGCACUAAAUGUCCAUACACCACCUUUGAGGACAUUUAGGGAUGGGCAAUAAAUAUACACCUUGCCAGUGCCACUUACUUCCCAUGACUGUGACAAAAAACACCAAUGCAAAUGUUGUUAAAGACAAUUUUAUUUCUAAUUUUACUGAUAUCUAAAUAGCAUCACUUGAAAUCCAUUCCAGAACCUGAAAAAGAAAGUAAUUACAAUCAAUGUUUAGCAGAAAACUAAACCCAAAAGUGAUCAAUGUUGUUCAAUUUAAUAAAUAUCUUUAUCUAUAAAGUAAA